Molecule: messenger RNA, 445 nt
Organism: Drosophila yakuba
Lineage: Eukaryota; Metazoa; Arthropoda; Insecta; Diptera; Drosophilidae
Product: heterogeneous nuclear ribonucleoprotein A1
Exons: 2
Coding region: 44-373 (109 amino acids)
Source: RefSeq, a predicted model, not a curated record
GGCCCUUUUCAGAACGGAAUUCAGUUCAAUAAUUUAAAGCAACAUGAAAUUACUGAUUGUCCUUCUUGCCUUGGUGGCCGCUGUUUUGGCCAGGCCUCAAUUUGGCGGACGUGGUCAGGGAGGAUUUGGCGGACCUGGCGGUCAGGGAGGAUUUGGCGGACCUGGUCAGGGAGGAUUUGGAGGACCUGGUCAGGGAGGAUUUGGAGGACCUGGCGGUCAGCAAGGAUUUGGCGGUCCUGGUCAGGGAGGAUUUGGCGGACAGGGAGGAUUUGGUGGCCAAUACGGACCAGGAGGAUACGGCGGACAGGGAGGAUUUAACGGCGGAUAUGGUGGCGAGCACAGACAUCAUCACCAUCAUCGUGAGCGCUUCUAACUUCCCAAUAUUUUAACCGUCUUAAAAUAAUCAUGAGCGAAACAAUAAAUUAUUUUUUGCCAUUUAUUUUAA